Molecule: messenger RNA, 501 nt
Organism: Cricetulus griseus (Chinese hamster)
Lineage: Eukaryota; Metazoa; Chordata; Mammalia; Rodentia; Cricetidae
Source: RefSeq, a predicted model, not a curated record
AUGGAGGCACUGAGGCUGCCCCGGCGUCCAGGGGUCUUGCUUCCGAAGUUGGUCCUGCUCUUUGUCUAUGCAGAGGAUUGCCUUGCUCAGUGUGGCAAAGACUGCCGAUCUUACUGCUGCGAUGGAAGUACCCCGUACUGUUGCUCCUACUAUGCCUACAUUGGGAAUGUCUUCUCGGGCACUGCAAUUGCUGGCAUCGUGUUUGGAAUUGUGUUCAUCAUGGGGGUCAUUGCAGGGAUUGCCAUAUGCAUCUGCAUGUGCAUGAAGAAUAACCGGGGGACCCGGGUGGGUGUCAUCAGAGCAGCCCACAUCAACGCCAUCUCCUCUUACCCGGUGGCACCACCCCCAUAUACUUACGACCACGAGAUGGAAUAUUGUGCAGACUUGCCUCCACCGUACUCUCCAACCCCACAAGCUACAGCCCAGCGUUCCCCACCCCCUCCUUAUCCUGGAAAUUCAAGGAAACAGUCCGCCUCCCACAACAGAAUAUGUGCCAAUUAG